Molecule: messenger RNA, 520 nt
Organism: Euleptes europaea (tarantolino)
Lineage: Eukaryota; Metazoa; Chordata; Lepidosauria; Squamata; Sphaerodactylidae
Gene: TIMCC
Product: family with sequence similarity 136 member A
Exons: 3
Coding region: 11-427 (138 amino acids)
Cellular component (GO): cytoplasm
Source: RefSeq, a predicted model, not a curated record
GCGAUCCGGCAUGGCGGAGGCGCAGCAGGUGCGGGUGCAAGAGGCCAUCGACGGCAUGGUGCAGGGCCUAGAAAGAGAGUCCAUCCGGAAGAUGCAGGGAAUCAUGUUCAGGUGCAGCGCUGCCUGUUGUGAGAACCCUAAGGCUUCCAUGCAGCAGGUCCACCAGUGCAUCGAGCGCUGCCACACUCCCUUGGCACAAGCACAAGCCAUUGUCACUCAGGAGCUGGAGAGGUUUCAGGAUCGCCUCUCUCGCUGCACAAUGUACUGCAAUGACAAAGCUAAGGACUCUAUGGAUACGGGGAGUAAAGAACAGCAGAUCAAGGCGCAGCUGGAAAACUGUGUGACAAAGUGCGUGGACGACCAUGUCCACCUCAUCCCCAGCAUGAGCAAGAAGAUGAAGGAGACUUUGGCUGCCAUUGCUCAGUAAACUUGCUGCCAUUGCAGCAGGAGGGCAAAGGGUCACCCAUAAACAAAACAAAAAAACUUGAGAUGGGUGCAACAACUGGGGAUUUGGAAAUGA